Dentiscutata erythropus is the source of this 443-nucleotide messenger RNA. The record is from the annotation of a GenBank genome assembly. Lineage: Eukaryota; Fungi; Glomeromycota; Glomeromycetes; Diversisporales; Gigasporaceae.
AAAGAUUAAUUAUGGUAUCACCUGUUGGAAUUCCUCCAAGUCCAUACGAAGAUCUCAAAAAUAUUAAAGAUAAUGUAAAUGGACGUACAUUACCUUUAUGGUUAGUAAAAUUAUGGGACGCAAAUUUUACACCACAAUUAUUAAUGAGAUUGGUUGGACCAUUUGGACCAUCGUUAAUUUCACAAUAUACAUCUCGUCGGUUUGCUAAUCUUGAUGAACAAGAUCGAAUUGAUUUGCACGAUUAUCUUUAUCACGUUUCUGCAGCACCCGAUGGAGAGGAAGAUUGGAUGGAUUAUCGAGAAGCCAUAAAAGCCUCUGUUAAGAUGAAUGUACCAACAAAAGUAAUUCAAAUUCCUCAUUCGGGUCAUCAUUUAUACAUUGAUAACCCUGAAGAAUUCGACAAAGCUGUGAUUAAUGAAAUGGUAGAAGUUGCAAAUAGUUGA